GUUUUGAAUACUUGUAGUGGAGUAUUUUCAGUGUGGUUUUAGUACUUUUACUGCAGUAAAGGAUCUGAGUACUUCUACAUCGCUGCUUAUUUGGAUGACAAUACAAACCCCAGAGUCUGGGCAGGUGAGCUUCUUAGCAUACUUUCAGGGGGAUUCAUCAGAAUCAGAAAUACUUUAUUGAUCCCCGAGGGGAACCUCUUUCGUUACAGCUGCUCGCUGUCACGUCAGUGCACACAGGAAGAGAAGCACUAAGCAAAUCAGAAUAUAAUACGCUGUAAUACAGGUCAGAUAAAUUAAGUAUAAGCUUAUGUAUAAGUAAGUUAAGUUAGGUGGAUAGGCAGGUACAUUUCAACAUCCUGAUACAUACUGAUGUAGGCGCAUAAAACUGCUGCAAUAAAGCUUCCCGCCACUGGUGGCAGCAGCGAGCACAACGCAGCGGUCCGUCAGAGAGGAAGAUUACGCGCCAUCUUGGAUUCUACAUUAUUGAAUUUGAUAAAAUUCACCUGCGCUCCAUCGGUGUAAAUCUAGUUAUUUUUGCUUUACAAGCGCCUGACAUCGACGUGAAUUCUCCUGAACUGUAGCAGAGAAGUUCACCUGUCCUCCGUAUGAUCGUACCGGAAGUGGUGUGGCUCUCCAGCGGGGCUCCGGCAGGUGACCGGUCUGAUUCGGUGUUUGUGAUCCGAGCGCACUCGGAGGCAGACGGGUCUGGACGCUGAGCGGGAUUAGCGCUCAGCGUGAGAGCUGCUCCAGCUCCGCCCGCCGCGCUUUGUCUUCUGCGCCCAUCAGCAAAACACCGGUUUCAGGUCUGAACGGUGCUUCCUGCCGCCUCAUGCCGAGCUCCUCUUCUCUCCAGAGGGAUCGGACAGCAGGCAGAUAGAAAGGCCCGCUGGUUCACUGCAACAGGUCGCGAGGGAGCUGAAAUCUAAACAAUAAUAAUAAUACUAAUAAAUCUUUUGUGGAUAAAGCGCACAGAGGCAGACGGACCGCAGAGGAGGAGGAUGGUGUGAUGGUUUGAGCUGCAGUCUGGAUGCGACAGAGCGGACAGCUGCCAACAUGAUGCCGAUGUUCCUCACCGUGUACCUCAGCAACAACGACCAGCACUUCAGCGAGGUUCCCAUCACGCCGGAGACGCUGUGCAGAGAUGUGGUGGAACUCUGCAAGGAGCCCGGCGAGGCCGACUGUUACCUGUCCGAGAUGUGGAGAGGCUCAGAACGUGUCGUUGGAGAAGGGGAGCAGAUGCUGGAGGUGUUGCAGCGAUGGGGGCAGCAGAGGGGGGAGGUUCAAUACCUCCUGCGACACCAGAGAGCUCCAGGACGAGAGUCGGGUGGAUCCAGAGCUUCAGACCAGAUGACGAAGAGGAACCAGGUGAAAGCUUCUGUGGAGAGACGUCUGGAGAACGGGGUCUCAGCGGCUCGUCUGGACGUGACGCUGAGCGACCUGCAGGAUCUGGCAACCCGACAGCAGCAGCAGAUCAAUGCCCAGCAGCAGCUGCUGGCCUCCAAGGAGCAGCGGCUGCUGUACCUGAAGCUGCAGGAUCAGCGGCAGCAGGAGGUUUCUGAACAGGAGCGACUGCAGCAGCUCAGAGAGAACGCACACAACCAGGAGGCCAAACUGAGGCGGGUCCGGGCCCUCAGGGGCCAGGUGGAGCAGAAACGCCUCAGCAACAGCAAACUAGUGGAGGAGAUCGAGCAGAUGACCGGUCUGUUCCAGCAGAAGCAGAGGGAGCUGCUGGUCGCGGUGUCCAGGGUGGAGGAGCUGAGCGACCAGCUGGAGGCGCUGAGGAGCAACAGACUGGAGCCUCCUCUUCCUCAUCCACACAACGCCGCCGCCUCCUCCUCCUCCUCCUCCGCUGAGCUGGAGCGCCUCUACAAAGAGCUGCAGUUGAGGAACAAGCUGAACCAGGAUCAGAGCAGCAGGCUGCAGCAGCAGAGAGACAGCCUGAACAAGAGGAACCUGGAGGUGGCGGCGAUGGACCGACGGCUGGCCGAGCUCCGACAGCGGCUCUGGAAGAAGAGGGCUGCCCUGCAACAGAAGGAGAACCUGCCAGUGGCUUCAGAUGGAGUGGCCCCUCAGCAUGGCGUGGGCUCCAGAGUGGCGGCAGUGGGGCCGUACAUCCAGUCGUCCUCCACAACAAGCUCUCAGGGGCCUCCGGUGCCGGCCCGUCAGGAACCUUUGGUGAAGCCGGCGUAUCCGGACGGCACUGCCACCCUGCCCAUGCCCGACUCAUCCCUGAAGCCGCCUCCCAGACCAGUCAAACCAGCCUCAGGUUUCACCACAUCAAAAAUAACCAAACUCUCUGACUGGAGCAGCUCAUUUUCUGAAUCCAGUGGAGGUUACAGCCACGCCUCUACCCUGCCUCGCAUGUCCAGCCUCAGCAGCCACAACUCAGGUGGUAAGACCCUCAAGGACCAGAAGGGCCUCUCUGGGUCUGAUAUCCCACCCCCUGUCCCCUCACGGACCAAUCACAUCGCUGAGAACUUGCUCAGGGACAAUCAGGCCUCAGGUAAAGGUCUGUCCAAGAUGGCGGUGCCACCUCCAGUUCCCAGUAAGCCCAAACCGUUCUCCUCGUCCGGCCCGCCAACCUUCUCCAAGCCCCACUAUAGUACUGGGACCUUCCCUGGUAAGGUGCGGCCGGUCGGGGGCCACCUCAGGGCUCCGGGAGUCCUCUCCAGCCACAGCCACACCCUCCCUCUGCCCAACAAACAGGAGAGUCCGCCGGCCGCCGCCGUAAGACCAUACACCCCCGACCACUCGGAGGCUUCCCCCGCUGUGCUGCAGAAGCCUCAGACUCUGGCGGCUUCGUCCAUCUACUCCAUGUACACCCAGCAGACCACGCUGGGGAAGGGCUACCAACCGAGCGGUCAGGGCACGCUGCCCCGCAGCCAGCCCAGAGUGUAUGGGAAACCAGUUCUCCCAGCUUGCAGUGGGCAGCAGUCUGUCGGCUCAGACAGCGGCAUCAUGAAUUCUGGGUCUUGUGUGACUGACGGGAGCGAGGUUGACAACGGUUGCCUGGGUAACGGCGAAGGUGUCGGAGCAGAGACAGCAGAAUGCGCCACCCCACGGCCGCUCAGCCCAACAAAGCUCCUCCCCUUCCUGUCCAACCCUCACAGGAACCCCAGCGACGCUGACCUGGAGGCCCUACGCCGCCGGCUACACCACGCCCCCCGGCCCCUGAAGAAACGCAGCUCCAUCACAGAGCCAGAGGGCCCGGCCGGACCAAACAUCCAGAAGCUGCUCUAUCAGAAAACCACUCUGGCUGCCAUGGAAACCAUCCCCAUGGAGACAGUCGGUCCAGCAGGGAUGUAUGUUCAGCCUGGCAUUCACGAGGACGGGGCGGGCAGUGCGGAUGUAAUGUCCAGGCUCGACGACAACACCGGAGCGGGCUUCAACCAGCCUCUCACUGAGAGCCCAGAGGACAGCCUGACCCCGCCCCCUCUGCCUCCCCGCUUACCCAUCCCAGACCCUGCCUCCUGCUGCUCACUGCCCCCCCCUCCAGAGGACAAGGAGGAGGAGGUGGUGUGUCCGUCCGCCUCUGUCCCCAAGGACUACUUUGCAGACGAGUUCCCCCCCUACCCGCCCCCACCUUACCCUACAUGUGGAGAAGGGGAGCAAGGAGAUGACGCCCUCAACCUGCAGCCGCCGGAGGUCACCGGACAGGUCACAGUGCCCCCGGGUAAGAGGUCAAUCCUCAGUAAAGCCGGUUCGGAGCGGAUCAACCACAGCAUGCGGGUCAAGUUCAACCCUCUGGCCCUGCUGCUGGACUCGUCUCUGGAGGGCGAGUAUGACCUCGUCCAGAGGGUCAUCUACGACGUGGACGACCCCAGCAUGCCGAACGAUGAGGGCAUCACGGCGCUGCACAACGCCGUCUGCGCCGGCCACACCGAGAUUGUCAAGUUUCUGGUUCAGUUCGGUGUCAACGCCAACGCUGCCGACAGCGAUGGCUGGACUCCCCUCCACUGUGCUGCCUCCUGUAACAAUGUUCAGGUCUGUAAGUUCCUGGUGGAGUCGGGAGCAGCAGUGUUCGCCACCACUUACAGCGAUAUGCAGACAGCUGCCGACAAAUGUGAGGAGAUGGAGGACGGCUACGCCCAGUGCUCCCAGUUCCUCUACGGCGUUCAGGAGAAGAUGGGCGUGAUGAACCGUGGAGUGGUGUACGCCUUGUGGGACUACGAGCCUCAGAGCGACGACGAGCUCGGCUUCAGCGAGGGCGACUGCAUGACGGUGCUGAGACGGGAGGACGAGGCGGAGACGGAGUGGUGGUGGGCAAGAUGUGGUGACCGUGAGGGCUACAUCCCCCGCAACCUGCUGGGGCUGUAUCUGAGGAUCAAGCCGCGGCAGAGGAGCCUGGCUUAACCGACGGCUGACAAAUCCUUCAAGAGACCAAAAUGUUCUUAGGAGGAGGAGGAGCAGCAGACGAAUAAACCUCUGGACUCAAAAUAUCAGAGGUUGUUGUUAAAAAAAGAGACGGGUGUUUUCUGAACUGCCAUUGGACCUGUUUGGUUUUUCAACCUCAGCACAAAGAAUGUCACAAUGAACAGCUGGAGAGACGGAAGAAGAAACUGGUAAAAUGAACAGAUUAUCACUUUACCAAAAUGUAUCAGCAGAUGCCGAUGAGUCAGAUCGGUGGCCUUUUCCUUUGAUAGCCUCCAACAGAGCUCCAAAACAAAAUGUGACCAUUCUUUUGGGUUCAUCUUGUAAUUCUUUUUUUUUUUUUUAUUCUUUUAUUUUAUUGAAUAGUGACAUUUGACAUAAAGACAAGUAACGUAGGGAGCGAAAGAUGGGGUACGACAUGCGACCAAAGUCCCAAAGGUUGGAACCACAAGGCCACUAUCUUUGUUUUGUCAUUAUUAAAGUAUUUCAAGGUACAAUCCCUUGAUUUUGUUACAACAUCCACUAGUUUCAACAAAUGUAGCAAAUAUUGGAAUUAUAACAAAACACACAUUUAGAAGGUGUUGUACCAGAUGUGGGGUGUAUCUUAAAGUUCAUUUUUAUGUACUUAAGUACUGGUAUUGUACGGAGCCCCAAAGGCACCACAUUUAUUUAUUUUUUUUAAGAUAAAAAAAUAUCUUUUGUUUCUUUGGGGGCUCCCAAAGUUAUUAUUAUUAUUAUUAUUUUUUUUUUUUUUUUUUUAAAUAAAUUGUAGCCAGUUCUUGUUUUUUGAUCAAAUCCAGCUCAGCCUCAGCCCAGUGUGAACAGGCUGCCGUUUGAUAAUGUUUAGUCUGAUAUUUAUGUCAUUAAUGUUCUAAUGUUCCCCAAACACAUACAGGAUAUAUUUAAGGAAAAGCUCUUGUUUUUAAAGAGUAUGAAAGGUUUUUCUUUUUGUUUAUUUACAAGAGGCCCUGUUAUGCUACAAAGCAGUUUGUCAUUUUUUAAGAUUAAAAAGUAAAUUCAGAACCAGAUUUUGUGUCAUGUUUCAUUCAGUUCUUAAAAUUAAAAAAAAAAAAAACGAUAAUCCACAUCAGCAGAUAUAUCGUACAGUGAAAAUUUUAAAUUUAAAAUCCCAUAACGGCCUGUCCAGUGUUGAAACUGAGGGCUUCAUUAUAAAACCCUGAAAUGUGAAAACUCAGCAUUUAGGUUCAGAUUAUUACAUUUUCCAAAAUAAAAGCCCGAUCAGCUCAAAUCAAUUCCAAAGCUAUCUAUAAAUCAGUUCACUUUUAAUGGAGGUAGGCUAGCAGUUUCCACCUGCUUCCAGUCUUUGUGCUAAGCUAAGCUAAACACAUCCUGGACCUUAUCUCUGUACUGGGCACACAGACAUGACUCUGGGGAAGAUGGAGACCAGGAUGUUCCACUUCCUGCAAAAAUAGAAACAAGUUAAAAUAACGAGGAAUGCCGUUUCAUUUUUCACUUUAACAGUUUAUUUAUUAGCUAGAGGGACGGUCAGGAAAAACAAACUUAUAAAUCCACUCUUCGAUGUUUAAAUGUUCAGCUGUAGCGUUUGUGUCAGACGGUCUCACGCUUUGACCUCUCAGCUCAGCGUCGUUCUGCAGAAUCAGCAGAGCUCCGACGCUGCAGAUCUCAACACGCAUGCAGAAUCAGAAUACAAAGUGCAAAGUCAACGGCAACUCCAUUUGAACAGUAAGCAAUUUGAAAUGCUACACAGGAUCCAUGGAAAGUACAUUCGAUAUUUAGGUUUACAAUUGCACAGAACCUCAAAAAAAUAAAAUUAGAAACUGUUUCAACACUGGAUACAUAUUUCAUAGUUUAAAUGAGAAGAUUAGAGGGUUUUUUUCUGCCAGUCAAAGAGCAUGCGGGUUAUGUUUAGCUGCAAAAAGCUGCCUGGUACAUCAAACCUACAAACUUUUUAUAUCAUCGUUAAACAUGAACGGAUAGUCAGAACAAACUGGAAACCAAGAUGAUGUCGUUUGUAACUGCAGAUACUGAAUGUACAGGCGUCAACAUUUCAAAAGCAACUCGAGUUAAAAAGCUGAACCGACGACGUCAAUCUCAACAAACUGUGCGGCUGUUAAGUGAGAAAACCAACGCGUUUUGUCCAAAACACAUUUACAUAAUGAUUUAUCUUUUAUCUGAAAAGCAAAGAGCCAGUGAAGCCAACAGCUUCCUCCAAUACUUCAUCAAUACAUCAGCCUCCAAAAUUGUGGUUUAUUGUGUGUCAAAGUUGCUGAUUUUGAUUCGACCGACUGAGCAGCCACAAACAAAAUGUACCAACAUCAGGCAUCUUGCUGGACUGCUAAUCAAUGCCAGGUUGAAUUGG
Molecule: messenger RNA, 6712 nt
Organism: Siniperca chuatsi (mandarin fish)
Lineage: Eukaryota; Metazoa; Chordata; Actinopteri; Centrarchiformes; Sinipercidae
Product: apoptosis-stimulating of p53 protein 2-like
Exons: 19
Coding region: 1054-4353 (1099 amino acids)
Biological process (GO): regulation of apoptotic process; signal transduction
Cellular component (GO): nucleus
Molecular function (GO): p53 binding
Source: RefSeq, a predicted model, not a curated record